UCAUUUGGCACUCAUGAUAAAAGGCCCUCACUCCCACAUACAAACAGAGGCAGAACACUCCCAAAUCCCAAGUCUUCCAAGGAGCAGCAGCAACCCAAGCAAGCAGCAGCCCAUACUCCUCAUCACCUCAUCCUCCUACGCAGUGCGCGCCGCUAGCUGCUAGCCAUGGCUAAAGAGCUCCAAGAAACCUCCUCCUCCUCUGCCACCACCACCUCGUCGUGUACCACCUCCUGCUGCUCGUCCACCGUGACGGACUCGUCUUCCUCGCCCCCGUCGCCUGCGGCGGCCAAUGCCGCGCCCGCGCCACGGAAGCGGCAGGCGGCGGAGGCGGAGGCGGAGGCCGAGGUGGGUGGGGAGGAGGAGGAGGAAGAGUUCGCGGGUAAGACGGCGGCGGCGGCCAAGAAGAGGAAGCGGAGCAGCGAGGGGAAGCACCCGACGUACCGCGGCGUGCGGAUGCGGGCGUGGGGCAAGUGGGUAUCGGAGAUCCGCGAGCCCCGCAAGAAGUCGCGCAUCUGGCUCGGCACGUUCCCCACCGCCGAGAUGGCCGCGCGCGCCCACGACGUCGCCGCGCUCGCCAUCAAGGGCCGCGCCGCGCACCUCAACUUCCCGGACCUGGCCGGAGUGCUCCCGCGCGCCGCGUCCGCGGCGCCCAAGGACGUCCAGGCCGCGGCCGCAUUGGCCGCCGCGUUCGAGUCGACGUCGUCGGAGCCCGGGGCCGGGGUGACGGAGCCGUGCCACGCCCAAGAAGAGCCCGCAACCAAGAACGUCGCCGCCGCGCCCGAGGAGGCCGCCGCCGAGGCACCGGUACCACCGCCGGUCUCCCAACCGGCGACGCCGUCGAGCAGCGUAGAGGAGGAGCGCCAGCUGUUCGACCUGCCGGACCUGCUCCUGGACAUCCGGGACGGGUUCGGGUGCUUCCCGCCGAUGUGGGCGCCGCUCGCCGAUGUGGAGGAGGUCAAUGCGGAGCUGCGCCUCGAGGAGCCGCUGCUUUGGGAGUAGCAGUCAGAGAUGCUUGCGUUGCAAAGACUAAACAACCGUAGUACUAGCCUAUCUCUUCUUCUUCCUCUCUCUCUUUUUAGUUUACUCUGAAGAAAAGCAGCUACUUUUCCUCUUCUUCUUUCUACUGGGUUAAUAAGUAUAAACAUAUAUAAACGAGAGAUAUAAGCCAUGUACUUAUAAGAGUAAGUACCUACUACCAGUCAAUUAUCACUGCAUGUACUGAUGCUACUUCUAAUGUGUGAAUUGCAGCAGCAGCAGCAGUUGACCAUGCUAGAUUUUAGUUGCUCUGCGCUUCCUCUGCCCCAUGUGUACUGUACCAAAUUCCCCAGCGAGAAAGUGUAUCUAAUGAGCCUCACUGCUGACCUUGAAA
This is a messenger RNA of Panicum virgatum (switchgrass), 1369 nucleotides long. RefSeq names its product ethylene-responsive transcription factor ERF038-like. Gene Ontology annotation, molecular function: DNA-binding transcription factor activity; DNA binding. Lineage: Eukaryota; Viridiplantae; Streptophyta; Magnoliopsida; Poales; Poaceae. The record is from RefSeq and is a predicted model, not a curated record. The coding region runs from base 166 to 999 and encodes 277 amino acids. The transcript has a single exon. Gene Ontology annotation, biological process: regulation of DNA-templated transcription.